Molecule: messenger RNA, 2163 nt
Organism: Colletotrichum lupini
Lineage: Eukaryota; Fungi; Ascomycota; Sordariomycetes; Glomerellales; Glomerellaceae
Product: platelet-activating factor acetylhydrolase
Exons: 7
Coding region: 1-2163 (720 amino acids)
Biological process (GO): mitochondrial respiratory chain complex I assembly; electron transport coupled proton transport; aerobic respiration
Molecular function (GO): 4 iron, 4 sulfur cluster binding; NADH dehydrogenase (ubiquinone) activity; quinone binding
Source: RefSeq, a predicted model, not a curated record
AUGGUCUCAAUACCAUGGCUCACCAUCUCACUAGCUGUUUUGCGGUAUCAUCCGCUGAGACUGGCACCUCGAGCACAAGUUUAUGCCCUUCAUCUUUCAUCUACAUCAUCUAUACUUGGACCUCAGCAUCAUCGCCAUCAGAACCAUGCGAGAUCACACUCUACGAAAACUAGCAUCGUGCCACAGAACACUCUCCCCUUUGACAGCCAAAUCAUCAAACCACCAUCCAACGCCGUCGAACAUGUGUUAACGACCUUGGAUAGCAUCGUCAAUUGGGCCCGCCAGGGUUCCUUCUGGCCCUUGACCUUUGGUCUAGCCUGCUGCGGUAUAGAGAUGAUGCAUGUAUCCAUGCCCCGCUACGACCAGGAUCGUCUCGGCAUCAUCUUCCGCGCCUCACCUCGACAAGCUGAUGUUAUGAUCGUUGCUGGCACGGUCACGAACAAGAUGGCACCUGCUGUUCGACAAUGCUACGACCAGAUGCCCGACCCGAAAUGGGUCAUCAGCAUGGGCAGUUGUGCGAAUGGAGGUGGUUAUUACCACUACAGCUACUCAGUCGUCAGGGGAGUGGAUCGGAUUGUACCCGUCGACAUCUACGUGCCCGGAUGCCCACCCACUGCAGAGGCUCUACUACAUGGCGUGUUUCUCUUACAGGCAAAGCAGAGAAGGACGAAGAUCACGAGAAUGUGGUAUCGGAAUACAUGUAUACCAUCCCUGUUCCUCUCUCGAUCGCAACCUCCCCUUCUCUCAUGUCAGCCAUCGUGCUGGCUUGUUGGAUCUGUCUUUCAUUUGUCCUGCCUAGCAGAAUCCAGUACGCAUUUGAUCACAGUCUGGAGCGAUUCAGACUUUUACUUCGCACAAUUUCUUAGACCCAACUUGAAGCCUUGCACCUUUGCUGCGCAACAUGGAACUGACAACGGGAAUCGAAGGCAGAACGCUUCGCAGGCCGUCCCCCACACUACGCGCACAACCAAUUGCCCGACGUUGCACAUUUUGACUCCUGGAAUAAUGAUCUUGCUCAGUGUAUUGAACGGCUUCACUGCGCCAUCGACCGCCAACAUGAAGGUUCAAACCCCCAGAGCCCUGGCGAUUUGGUUCUGCGUGUCGCUCGCAUGUACGGCCCUCGGAGAACCACUCCCUGAUCCUACGGGAGGGCACAACGUCGGCGCUCAGCGUUUCGUCGUCCCCUUCUUGGAAGAUAAUGAUGUCGUGUGGCCGAACGGUGUUUCGACUGAGUACCUCGUCACGCUGUACUAUCCUACCGAAGACGAGAAGCCUUGCCCAAAGCCGUACCUCGAACCCGAGCUUGCCAAAUUAUACACCGACCUGUGGAGCUACAAUAUUUCUCACUUGACGUCAACGCUGAGAUGGAACGCGACUUAUCUGAAUGAAGAGAGCGGCCCAACACUUCUUUUCGGACCUGGCGGUUGGGGUGUUCCGACGGAUGGCGACUACAUAAUCAUCUCGGAACUGAUAUCACAUGGAUAUGUCGUUGCUGCGUUUGAUCACGUUUAUGAGCAGCCUUUUUUGCGGUACCCCAAUCGCACGGGCGUCUACGGACUGCCACCGAAUUUCAGCAAUUAUUCCCUUGCCUGGGUAGAGGACUUGCAUGCCGUCAGGGUCAGACAGCAGCUGCACUUCAUCGACUACUUCCCCUCACUCGUGGCAAGGCUUGAAGCUCCCUUUAGGACCACCGAUUUAGGCACAUUCGGGAUAUCGUUAGGAGGCUCUGCCGCUCUCACCGUAGCUCUCGAGAGCGAUGCAGUAGCAGCCGCUAUAAACGUCGACGGUGCCAACUGGGGUCGAUUGAACAGCACAUCCGACUCGGAUCUCAAGAAACCCUCGAUGAUUCUAGGCUUUCAGGGCCACAACGCGAAUUCGGACCGCACCUGGAACAACUACCGAGCCUGGCAGACUGGCUGGUGGCGUCUGUUCUCGGUGGAUGGAAGUUUGCAUCCUGACUGGUCUGACCUGGGGUUCUGGAAGACUUUCGGCACGACACGUACACAGGGGCCAAUUGACGGGAGGAGAAUGGUCCAUAUCUCAAGGACGUUCAUUCGGGCCUUUUUUGACGACAUCUUGCGUCAUAAUGACCAGCCUCUUUUGGACAGCCCUUCUGAAGACUUCACUGAAGUGCAUUGGGACGAAGUUCACAAUGGACCAUGA